Naegleria gruberi is the source of this 615-nucleotide messenger RNA. RefSeq lists its product as uncharacterized. The transcript has a single exon. The record is from RefSeq and is a predicted model, not a curated record. The coding region runs from base 1 to 615 and encodes 204 amino acids. Lineage: Eukaryota; Heterolobosea; Eutetramitea; Acrasida; Naegleriidae.
AUGGACUUUUUUAAGAAUACUCUAGACCUUCUGAAAAGAGACGAUACCAAGCUUUUCAAGAAUACCAUCUCUCCUGCCUCACACAAGAGUUCUCCUGGUGUCAAUAGUUACAAUGGAGAAACCACUUUACCAGUUUCUACUAAUCCAUUACCAAUUUCCAAUGGAACCAAUGCUACUACAACUCCUAAUCUCCCAACCACUUCCAAUAAUGGUAAUAAUGGAUUGCCUUCUGUGAAUGGAGUCCCAAAAAAUCAACCUUCCACAACCACAACAACCAAUUCAAUCAAUCCACCAUCUCCAAUCACUUCCCCAAAUACUAGUGAACAAGAAUUAUGGAAGUUGCUAGAAAAACAAAGACAACGUAAGUAUUUUUCAAUCAAUUAUACUAAUAAGGAAAAAGUUCGUAAACAACGAAAACCUCAACCCUCUUCUACAGUUCCUCUCUCAAACAUUCCCAAUAUGACUAGUCAGAAUCCUCAACAAAUUAAACCAGCCAAUCCUUCAGUGAAGAGAAAGAUUGGAGGAGGUGGUUUAAUUCAACAAGUUAAUGUAAAUAAUGGACCAACAGUCAAGAAUCAACAGCCACCAAAGAAGAUAAAAACAGAUAUACGUUAA